Messenger RNA from Temnothorax curvispinosus, 1538 nucleotides. RefSeq names its product DNA repair protein RAD51 homolog A (gene spn-A). Gene Ontology annotation, biological process: mitotic recombination; chromosome organization involved in meiotic cell cycle; reciprocal meiotic recombination. Gene Ontology annotation, molecular function: DNA strand exchange activity; single-stranded DNA binding; ATP-dependent DNA damage sensor activity. The record is from RefSeq and is a predicted model, not a curated record. Bases 128 to 1150 code for a protein of 340 amino acids. Gene Ontology annotation, cellular component: condensed nuclear chromosome. The transcript is spliced from 3 exons. NCBI's taxonomy places the organism in Eukaryota, Metazoa, Arthropoda, Insecta, Hymenoptera, Formicidae.
AGUGCGCAGUGCAGUACGUGUCGUGACGUUUUGGCGCAAAAGCACAUUCAAGUUUAAAGUAAACGUCGUUAACCUCAAGCAGGCCGAGCAGGCGUGUUUUCCGGCGCCCGAUAUCGUCAUUGUUAAAAUGGAAGCGACCGCAUCGACGGUGAGCGUCAACGCGGAGGAGGAUCUAGACGAGUAUACUCCAGCGAAGCUGGUCAAGGCACUAGAGAAAAAUGGCAUCACAGCGGGAGACAUCAAGAAGCUGCAGGAAGCCGGUUACUACACCGUCGAGUCGGUGGCUUACGCGACCAAGAAGGAUCUCGUAGCGAUCAAGGGCAUCAGUGAGGUCAAGGCGGAGAAAUUGCAGCAGGAGGCGUCCAAGAUGAUCAUGAUGGGCUUCAAGAGCGCCACGGAGAUACAUCAGACGCGGUCGAAUAUCGUCUACAUCACCACUGGUUCCAAAGAGUUGGACAAGCUGUUGGGCGGAGGUAUAGAAACUGGCUCUAUUACGGAGAUCUUUGGAGAGUUUAGGUCAGGGAAGUCUCAGCUGUGUCACACCCUCGCCGUGAACUGUCAGUUACCCAUCAGCAUGGGUGGUGCGGAGGGAAAAUGCCUCUACAUAGAUACAGAGAAUACUUUUAGGCCGGAAAGAUUGAUUGCGGUGGCCGAGAAGUACAAGAUCAACGGACAGUCCAUUCUCGACAACGUUGCCUGUGCGAGGGCGUUCAACACCGAUCACCAGACCAAGUUGUUGGUUCUAGCCGGUGCCAUGAUGACAGAGGCGAGAUACGCCUUGCUGAUAGUCGACAGCGCGACCGGUUUAUAUAGAACCGACUACACCGGCAGGGGUGAAUUAGCGGCUAGGCAGAAUCAUCUGGCGAGAUUCCUCAGAAUGCUGCUGCGACUGGCGGACGAACACGGGAUCGCCGUUGUUAUCACGAAUCAAGUGGUCGCGCAAGUCGACGGCGCCGCUAGUAUGUUCGGUGGCGACCAGAAAAAACCGAUCGGCGGUCACAUCUUGGCACAUGCGAGUACAACGAGAUUGUACUUGCGUAAGGGCAGGGGAGAAACUAGGAUAUGUAAGAUAUACGAUUCGCCGUGUUUACCAGAGAGUGAAGCGACAUUCGCCAUAAACCCGGACGGUGUAGGCGACGUACAGGAAUAAGUUUAAAUUGAGUCAGUGUAAGAGGAACACGAUGGAUUAUUACACAGAGUUUGAUUUAGUUUUUAAUGAAAUCGACAAAUGUGUUUGGCGCAUUGGAUAUCAACCUAUGUAUCUGUUAAGGCAAAGAUAAUUAAAGGGGCAAAUGUCUCGCGCGUUGAACGUUAAUUUAUAUAGCUGUUAAAGUGAAAGGAUAAUUAACGAGGGAUCAAGAAAAGAACAAUAAUUAAUUCUACGCAAUCGAAGUUAAUUGUUAAGUUAAUUGAAAAUAAGAUUAUAUGUGCAUAACGUGUCUUUCUUAACGUUUCUAUAUCUUUCUUAGAAGAUUUUAUAUGAUAUUGUAUUUCAAGGCUUUAAUAAAUAUAAGAUGUAAUACAUUUUUUUUAAACGU